Messenger RNA from Coffea arabica (coffee), 831 nucleotides. Lineage: Eukaryota; Viridiplantae; Streptophyta; Magnoliopsida; Gentianales; Rubiaceae. The record is from RefSeq and is a predicted model, not a curated record.
AUGGCAGUUACACAAAAUCAACUUUCAGGCAAUCUUCCAUCAACAUUCCCUUAUUUAGAAUACCUUUAUCUCGGCAUUAAUCAUCUUUCUGGAGCAUUACCUAGUUCAAUCUCAAAUUCUUCUAAUCUCCGUCUUAUAGAAAUUGUUAAUAACAAGUUCAUGGGUCCAAUUCCUACUUCUAUGGGAGACCUGAGGUUCCUUGAACUGCUGGAUCUAAGCGGCAACCUUUUAGUGAGUGACUCCUCAUCUCCAGAGUUGAGCUUCAUCACUUCAUUGGCAAAAUGCAAAUAUUUGGCAAUAUUGCUUUUGGGUGGCAAUCCAUUGAAUGGGAUCAUUCCAGACUCGGUCAGUAAUCUUUCAACUUCCCUUGAACAACUAAAUGCACCGAAUUGUAAAAUAAAGGGCAGCAUUCCUGAUGGAAUUGGAAAAUUGACAAGUUUGAUCCUAUUAGAUCUAUCAAACAAUGACUUAAGUGGGUCGUUGCCAGCUACAAUAAAAGAUUUACAAAAGCUUCAAUACAUGGAUCUCAGUAUGAACAAACUAAUUAGCAGAGUCCCCCUGCAUUUGCUUUGUGCUCUCCACAACCUGGAUACAAUGAACCUUGGACAAAAUCAAUUCAUGGCCUCAAUUCCAAAGUGCUUUGGAAAUCUUACUUCCCUAAGGCAUCUUAACCUAAGUCACAACAGACUAUAUUCUGCUCCACCUGAGGAAAUAUGGAACCCAAAAGAUCUCUUAAUGCUUGACCUCUCCUCAAAUUUGCUGAGUGGAUCUUUGCCAUAUGCUGUUACGAAUAUGAAGAUGGCAAAUUGGGUAGAUUUCUCAACCAAUUAG